Molecule: messenger RNA, 1784 nt
Organism: Sorghum bicolor (sorghum)
Lineage: Eukaryota; Viridiplantae; Streptophyta; Magnoliopsida; Poales; Poaceae
Product: probable protein phosphatase 2C 12
Exons: 3
Coding region: 249-1394 (381 amino acids)
Biological process (GO): protein dephosphorylation
Molecular function (GO): protein serine/threonine phosphatase activity
Source: RefSeq, a predicted model, not a curated record
GCAUCCGGGUGCGGCUCAGUGCGGACCAGCCCUGCCCCCAUUUCCACCCACCCACCCCUGCCCUGAUGCCUCUCUCCCCGCGAUUCGCCGCCCGCCAUCGUUGAGCUUGAUUGAGAGCGUCCGCUGCCUGCCUCUGCCAUCUGCCACCACCACAGCUUCCGUUGCUCUGUUGCUCGAUCUCCCGCCAAGGCAAGGCGAAGGAAGGGAGGGGAGAAGGAAGAGGCGGGUCGGUCGGUCGGUCGGUCGCCAUGGGGAUCUGCGCGUCGUCGAAGCGCGUGCAGCAGGAGGAGGACUCGGACGAGAACGUGGUGUACGUGAUGGACGAGCAGGGCGGCGGCGGCGGACCGGACGGGGACGGCCAUGGCCGGAAGGUGGCCUCCCUCUUCUCGCAGAAGGGCAAGAAAGGGCCCAACCAGGACGCCGUCAUCCUCUGCCAGGGAUUCGGCAUGGAGGACGGCGUGUUCUGCGGCGUGUUCGACGGGCACGGGCGGUGCGGGCAGUACAUCAGCAAGCUGGUGAGGGACUACCUGCCGUUCAUGAUCCUGAGCCACCGGAACGCGCUCCUCUUGGGCUCCUCCGAGGACGACGACGACGCGGCGGUCUUCAGCGACGCGUCGCCCGUGGCCUCGUCGGCGGCGUCGUCCACGGACGGCAGCGGGCGGUCGUCGCCGGCUCCAGCUGCGCAGCUGCUGGAGGAGUGGCGGGAGGCCUGCGCCAACGCGUUCCAGGCCAUGGACAAGGAGCUCAAGCUGCAGGCCAACGUCGACUGCAACUUCAGCGGCACCACCGCCGUGUGCGCCAUCAAGCAGGGGAAAGACCUCAUCGUCGCCAACCUCGGUGACUCCAGGGCCGUGCUGGCUACCAUGUCCGACACCGGAUACCUCAAGGCCGUGCAGCUCACCACUGACCAGAAGCCCAACGUGCCUCAGGAGGCUGAGCGGAUCAAGCGCUGCAACGGCCGGGUGUUCGCGCUCAAGGACGAGCCGUCGGUGCUGCGGGUGUGGCUGCCGGACGAGGACUGCCCGGGGCUGGCCAUGGCGCGGUCGCUGGGCGACUACAGGCUGAAGCGGCACGGCGUGGUGUCGGAGCCCGAGGUGACGCACCGCCGCGUGGCGCCGGGGGACCUGUUCAUCAUCCUGGCCACGGACGGCGUGUGGGACGUGCUGAGCAACGAGGAGGUGGUGUCCAUCGUCUGCGCCACCCCGCGGAAGCAGCACGCGUCCAAGGCCGUCGCCGAGGCCGCGGCGCAGCGGUGGCGGACCAGGUACCCGGCGUCCCGCGUCGACGACUGCUCCGCCGUCUGCCUCUUCCUAAGGGACCAGCACGACUGGGCCAGCAGCGUCGCCGCCGCCAAGGCCAAGGCGGCCGCCGCGAGACCUCCGCACGCCCGCUAGCUGCUAGCCGGGGAAGACGAAGCUUGCUCCGGCGAACAAGCACGCCGGCGUAGCCUCGUCGCGUCCGUCCGUGUCCGGCGGCGUUCUUGCUCUACUGGUGUGCCGCAAACGGCUGUUUUAGUGUACCGGGAGUGUAAUUAAGUGCUGUAACAUAGUGUUAAUUAGUAUAAGGUCUAGUGUUUUUACGACAAAGGAGAUGAGGAGAGAAAAAGGCGGGUAAUUUCUCAGUUUUGACUGUUGAUCAGCAGUGAUACCAUGCAUGGUAAUGGUAUGGUGUCGGAGCAAGCGAAUGGCUGGCAGGAACGCCGUUUGUACUCUGUGUGGCAUGUAAAAAAAUUACCAGUUAAAAGAAGAGUUACCGGUCCAAGUGCCCUUUUUUUUGUCGAUAUA